Messenger RNA from Oncorhynchus tshawytscha (Chinook salmon), 1572 nucleotides. RefSeq lists its product as uncharacterized. NCBI's taxonomy places the organism in Eukaryota, Metazoa, Chordata, Actinopteri, Salmoniformes, Salmonidae. The coding region runs from base 275 to 994 and encodes 239 amino acids. The record is from RefSeq and is a predicted model, not a curated record. The transcript has 4 exons.
AUAUUCCACCACUAUGUGUGUGUUCCUGACUGGUACACUGGUAGUGUGAGUCACUGUAUCUGAGUGGUUGAUGGCAGUGAACUCAUUGUACACUAGUCCAUCACGCAUCUGACCUGCUCCUGCUCUCCUCAUGCUGGGAAGAUUUAUACAAAGCUUCAUCGCACACUCUAAUCCAGCAUUCAGGAGUCCACAGUUCAGACAGAGUUCAACAUAACAAGAUUGUCUGAUCCUCUGUAUCAACAAAACAAAACUAAAGCCCUCUCAGUCUGUCAGUAUGAAGGUGUUAGAGGUGGGAGACUCAGUGAGUCAGUUCAGGUUGGCUGAGUCAUGUGUGGGGCUGGCAGGGUGUCUGUGCGUGGUCUACUCUGUUUGGACCCCUCGCUGGCUCAAUGACCAGGGACUGUGGUCUAUAGGCAACAACAGCACCAACACAGACAGUGAUGGUGACCAGACUGGGGACAUCAUCUUUAACGCCCUGGAGGCAGAGCAAGUGUUUGGGGUGCUGUCAUUCCUCAUGGCUGUGAAUUCAGGGGCUCUGUGCCUCGUGUUCGCCCUCUGCUGGACAUCCCAGACAGUGCGCUCUUACUCCAACACCCGCUCCCUCCUCAUGGCAGGCCAGGCCCUCUACCCCACCGUCUUGCUGCUCCUCACUCUGGGACCCACAGGAUUCUUCUUCCUCCUCAGCUGGUCCCUCUUCACCUACCAGCACCGGGUGGAGAUCAGCGAUGACUUCACAUGCCUGGGCUCCUCCUUUUGGCUGGGUACCCUGGGCUGGGCCCUGCUAUUGGUUGCUCUGCCUGUGGUCUUCCUGGUGGAGCAGUGUGUGGUCCCGGACAUCCUGCCAGAUCUCAUGAAGGCUGCCGAUGGGUGGCGGGGCGCCUCCCAGGUACCGUACGCCCAGUGCUCGUUUAUCGUGAGUCACCAGCGUUGUCAUGAAGACCAGAGUGAUGAAGACAUUGCGAGAGGGCUGAGGAGGUACAUGUCUGUACCCUGAGAGGAGGAAUAGAGAGGACACAGGACAGUGAUGGAGUAUUAGUGUAACCUUCUUCAGGCUCAGAGACUGAGCUGACUGCAGAAUGGGACUGGACUGGGCACACAGCUGAUAGGGGUCCAUGUUCACACUAGCAGUUCACCAGGGAGAGGAGCUUCUAGUCUGUGUCUGUAUCAGAGAUUUCUCCACUGUAGGAGAAUGUUUACAGACACACUCUGAGAAUAUGUAAUAUUAGACUAAUCAAAUCAAAUUUCAUUGGUUGUGCACACAUAUUUUGCAGAUGUUAUCGCAGAUGCAGCGAAAUGCUUAUGUUUCUAGCUCAAACAGUGCAGUAAUACCUAACAAAACAAAAUACACAAAUCCAAAAAAUAGCAGAACGAGCAAUGUCAGAGUCUGGAAUAUAUAUACCUUUCAAAAGUUUGGGGUCACAUAGAAAUGUCCUUGUUUUUGAAAAGCACAUUGUUUGUCCAAUUGCACAUUUCUUGUCCAUUGAAAUAACAUCAAAUUUAUCAGAAAUAGAGUGUAGAUAUUGCUAAUGUUGUUAAUGACUAUUGUAGCUGGAAACAGCUGAUUUUUAAUGG